UAAUAAAUAAAGCUAAGGCUUGUUAUUUUGAGUUGAUGUUGGAUGGGCAGGUGUAUGUCUGCCUGUUUUCAUUCGGUUUUGCAGUUAAGAUUUUCCUGCCAUCACGUCGUCUAUUGUCUGAACUCGGGAGGGAGUGUAAAGCUGUAAGGAAGCUGCUAUUAUCCUCUGUUGCACAGAGACAGCUUGGUAUGGAUGUUAUUUGUGAUUUAAAGUGAGUCCCAUUUUGCACCUGUGGAGUUUUGCAGCAGACUCUGUAGAGAGUUAGCAGAUCUGCUGACAGGCCUGGUGGAUGAGCAGCUUUCUGGCGUCAUGCUGAAUCAGAACAGCUUUGUAUUUUUGGAGUGCAGCUGAAGGGGGCUGGACCAUCCCUUGCCUCCCGGCAGGUGUUCCUACGUAAAUGCUGUGGACGGCGUGGAAAUGCUGCCAAAGCCCAGAAAAGCCCUGACCAUCCACGAGAUCGCAGCACUCGCCUGGUCGUCGCUCUACGGUAUCUCCCAGGUGGUGAAGGAGCACGUGACCAAGCCCACUGCCAUGGCCCAGGGUCGGGUGGCUCAUCUGAUUGAGUGGAAGGGCUGGUGCAAGCCUGUGGAGCCUUUCAGCACACUGGAGUCUCACCUCACUUCCUACCGCCACCUCAGUGAGGGAGAGCAGGAAGCACGCUUUGCUGCAGGUCGGUGCUCAUGCUCCUCAGGGGUAGCUGAACAGUUCGCCAUCGCUGAGGCUAAGCUGCGAGCCUGGUCUUCCGUGGAUGACGAUGAUGAUGAACCCAAUGAAGACUUGCAUGAGGAAGGCUUCUCCCCUGAAAGUGAGCUUCCACAAAAUAUCCAGGUCGAAGGCCCAGCCCCAUCAGAGAGCCCACUAAACACCCGUUGUUCCAGAUUCCACAGCUUUGAGGUUCAGCUCCAGGGCCACACCCCUGAGGCCCCCGCUUCGCCCACCUUACCUGCAUACUUUGCAUCUGAAAUCCUGGCCGCACUGCAGGGAGCUUGCGCCCCUUCCAGUCCAGCUGAUGAAGACUCUUCUUCUUCUUCCUCACCUUUGGCAUCGUUGAUAGAGACUGAAUAUCUCCCAGAACAUGAUGGAAGCAGAGAGAUAUCUGCUAUGAGCUUGUUUGAGGUGAUCCCUCUGGAAGAAAAAGUGGAAGAGGGGUGAUAUCAUCUCUGAUUCUUCUCUCUUCACCAGGUGUUGCUCAGCUUAAUGUAACAUUCCCUCUCUGGUAUUUAGCAGUACCCAUAACAAUUCACACGCAUCCAGCCUGCAGUCUCAACAUGGUCUCACCCCAACCUUAAUCCCAGCUCGACAUAACCGUGACCAAAUUCCUCUUGCCAUCCCUGUUUAGCAUCCUUACACUCCAUCCACGCACAUGUGGAGGUUUGUGCGGAUGAGAAUGACCCGCCUAGGAGACGGAACACCGACGUGCUUCUCCCGCAAGUGACCUGGCUUGGAGUUGAGUUUUUAUUUCUGUGUAUCCUGAACACCCUCAGCUUAUUGCUCCACUCCAGAGAGAUGCUGUUGUGUGGAAUCUCUUCCCCCAUGCCGGAAGGAUACCAGUCCCAGUAUGAUGCACUGGGAGAUUUACCAGCCUGCUGAAACGUUCUUACAGACCAGGUUACAUCUUUCUCGAGUAUUUCUCUACAGAGAUCUACUUUUAUUGCACUAGUUUUCUACCAUUAAAAUGUUGUUCUGGUAAUUAUUACGGCUUUGAUUUUCAUUCUGGUGUCAUAUUAUGUGAUGGAUGACAGGAAUUUGUUUUUCUAAAAUGAUGAAUGUCAUCGAAGGUCAGACCCUUUGAGGUGUAAUACGUAUGGAAAGAUUUUUGGAACUGUAGAUGAAAUAAUCAUGAAAAAAACUGAAUAUUGUGUAUUUGUGUUAAUACAGUAAAGUUGUACCAUCAUU
Messenger RNA from Brienomyrus brachyistius, 1896 nucleotides. RefSeq names its product family with sequence similarity 131 member Aa (gene fam131aa). The transcript is spliced from 5 exons. The record is from RefSeq and is a predicted model, not a curated record. NCBI's taxonomy places the organism in Eukaryota, Metazoa, Chordata, Actinopteri, Osteoglossiformes, Mormyridae. The coding region runs from base 418 to 1152 and encodes 244 amino acids.